Molecule: messenger RNA, 901 nt
Organism: Drosophila willistoni
Lineage: Eukaryota; Metazoa; Arthropoda; Insecta; Diptera; Drosophilidae
Product: extensin-like
Exons: 2
Coding region: 24-875 (283 amino acids)
Source: RefSeq, a predicted model, not a curated record
AGUUGUAGACAUCUCGAUUCAACAUGAAGAUCACCAUAGCUAUCAUUCUUGUGACUGUUGUGCUUAUCGGUUGUGUGGAAGCCAAUCGCCAGCCUCCCCGUAAGCCGUCAGCUUCUAAGCCGAUACAACACAGACCGGCUCCGGGAAAGUCAGCUCCCUCUAAGAAGUCUCCAGGAAAGCCAAUUCCAAAUAAGCCGCCUUCCAAAAGGCCAACACCCACUAAGUCGCCUAAAAAGAAGCCAAUCCCAAAGACGAAGCCUCCGAAAAAGACAACUCCCCGUAGGCCGGUCACCUGUCAUCCAAUCCCCUGUCAGCCAUGUCCGACCCGUAAGCCAGACCCCUGUCAGCCGUGUCCACCUAAGCCAGUUUCCCCAAUUCCAUGUCCGCCUAACACGCCUAAACCCCGUCCACCUAAGCCAUGUCCGCCUAACACGCCUAAACCAGCUCCACCUAAAACUACUCGUCCACCUACCAAAUGUACUACGCCCUCUCCUUGCCCCCCAAUCGUCACACGUACGCCCUCUCCUUGCCCCCCAAUCGUCACACGUACGCCCUCUCCUUGCCCCCCAAUCGUCACACCUAAGCCCACUACUUGCCCCCCAAUCGUCACACCUAAGCCGACUACUUGCCCCCCAAUCGUCACACCUAAGCCCACUACUUGCCCCCCAAUCGUCACACCUAAGCCCACUCCUUGCCCGACUCCCGCUCCAUCACCACCUUCAUGCGGCUGCAAUUGUGGUCCAGGCGGCAAACCUUGCCCAGGUUGCCCAUCUAGGUGUGAUCUCUGUAGCAGUCUUAUUGGUUUGCUGAAGCAACUUGAUGAAAAAAUCAAGCUUUGCGUUUGCGGUCAACCGAAAUGGUCAGUUAUCUUAUGAUUCCAAAGCCCUAACACUGACAUUGA